This is a messenger RNA of Oncorhynchus masou masou (cherry salmon), 426 nucleotides long. Its product is annotated as sericin-1-like. The coding region runs from base 1 to 426 and encodes 141 amino acids. Lineage: Eukaryota; Metazoa; Chordata; Actinopteri; Salmoniformes; Salmonidae. The record is from RefSeq and is a predicted model, not a curated record. The transcript has 3 exons.
AUGGUCUGCCACAGCAAGGACGAUCAGCAGCCCGUCCUUUCUCCCUCGGCGACCCUCGCCGCCGACCUUGGACUGGGGACCCUAGCCACGGGUCCCGAAUGGACGGGAGAUUCCAGCAGCGCUGGAGUGAAUGACGACUCCGGCAGCGCUGGACAGGCGGGAGACUCCGGCAUCGCCGGAGUGAAGGACGAUUCCGGCAUCGCCGGCGUGACAGGCGGCUCUGGCAGCUCCUGGCUGACUGACGGCUCUGGCAGCUCCUGGCUGACUGACAGCUCUGGACAGACGGGAGACUCUGGCAGCACUGGGCAGGAGGAAGGCUCUGGCAGCGCUGGACAGGCGGGAACACCUGUAGAGAGAAGACGGAGAGACAGCCUGGUGCGGGGGCCUGCCAUCGGAGAGCUGGUGCGUGGAGGUGGCACCGGAUAG